CAGGACCUCUCUUUUUUUCUACAGAGGUUUGACGGGGCUAUAAAAGAGUCAAAGGCUGCCGCUGCAGGCAGAAGAGACAGACAGAGAGACACUGACCAUCACAGCAGAGACCAGUGGACUUAACUCUACCUCCAGUGACCCAGAGUGCUAUUAAACUACUUCAUACCAAGGAGAAGAAUGGGACUGCACAGUGUUGAGGAACUGGUGUCCGGGAAGAAGUCAGAGGGCAAAGAGGCAGACGACUUCCAAGGGGGCGUGUACGAGGCGGCUGUCAAUCAAGAGAAGCAGGAUGACCGCCGGUCCCACAGGGCGCUGGUGGGUGGAGGUCUGUCAGAGGAGAGCGACAGUGGCAGCGAACAGGAGGAAGUCAGCGUGGCAGCUCUCAAUAUGGAUAAAAGCGGCAGGCUGAAGUUGGAGACAGUGGACGACCUGUUCAACAUCCUGCAGCUGAGGAACAGGAGGAGGGAGAGGAAGGCUCCCGUCCACAAGAAACAACAGCCAGAGCCUGAGACUGUGCCAGAGACUGUGGAUGAGCAGCUGUUUCUGACAGCAGCCAUGGAGAACAAACUUCCUGUGGUGGAGAAGUACCUGACUGAUGGAGGAAACCCCAAUGUAGCCGACCACUUCCAGAGAACAGCUCUGCACAAAGCCUCGUUCAAAGGACACGUGGAGGUCAUGAAAAGACUCCUGGAGGCCGGAGCUGCCAUCGACAAAAAAGACAAGCUGGAGGCCACAGCGGUCCACUGGGCCUGCAGAGGAGGCAACCUGCCGGCCCUGCAGCUCCUCCUCGACCAGGGAGCCAAGUUCACCUACAGAGACAAGUUGCACAGCACUCCUCUCCAUGUUGCUGUGAGGACAGGACACUGUGAGUGUGCUGAGCAUCUCAUUCACUGUGGAGCAGACGUCAACGCCAAAGACAGAGACGGAGACACACCCAUGCACGAUGCUGUGAGGAUAAACAGAUUCAAGAUGAUCAAGCUGUUGAUGAUGUACGGGGCCAGUCUCAACACUAAGAACUGUGAUGGAAAAACUCCAAUGGAGACGCUGUAUUCGUGGCAGAACGGAGCCAAGAGCCUCCUGUGUAACUUCAGCCAGGAGAAGCCCAACCAGUAGAACCCAACACAUUCCAGCAAAAGCAGAAAUUCAAUAUGAGAUGCAGCCACAGGACCCGUCGGUUCAUCAGGAAAAGAAGCGAUAGAGAAGUGAAAUAUCUUGGAUUUUUCUAGCCCAUUCUAGUCAUUUCCAUACUUUCAUGAAGUCUUUCUUAAUGACUGUUCAUCCAGGGAGGCUUUCAUCCCCUCAGGAUGGAACCGUUAUUAAAUCUAAAGUUCUACAGCUCAGGUGGAGUGUUUGGAUGCUGGAAGAUAUCUUAACCAAGAGAGUAUUAGUCAUUACGUUACCUUACUCCUCCUGGCAGUGUUGUGCAUGAACGCGCUGAAAAAGUGAACAUGCUCGUGUUUUUGGUGAACAGUGAACUGAACGUAACCGGUUGCAACUAAUGAACGCGCUCACGCACUGUGUUGUACGGCACCCGGCAUGCCGGUGUUUUGGGUCACAGAUUUUUGAAACCACACAUCGAGCUAAAGCAUCGGACCAGUCUUGGGAAAUAUCUGUGAGUGAAUGAUGAUCACAAGAAAUCAUUAAAGGGUAAGACCACGAGCCAACAGCCGCUAUGUUCCUCCACCCAAGUCAAACUCAGCAUUUUGAAAAGGAAAAAAACGGAUGAAAUUAAGGUGAACUAGUUCAUUUUAAUCUGUGUAAACUGAACUAUGAACUUGUAUAACACUGCCUCCUGGUUCAGGGAUUUGAACUGGCAACCUUCCCGGCUUUUAUCGGAAGACUGAUGGCAGGAUUACAUUUUCUAAUGUGUCAUGUUAAUUAUACAUCUUGUGUACAGUCACAUGGGAGAAGGAGCAGGAGCCUUUGAUCAACAAUGUGAAAUCUUAUCAGGAUGUUGUUAAUAAUGUGUUCAUUAGGACUGAUAGAUUCAUUGAUCGCCAUGUAUUGCUGGACAAUGUCUCGGCUGAUAACAUGAAGAUGUUUUUUUUCCCUUUUUCUUAAUUUUUACUUUAAGCUGAGUUGAAGUCAGCGAUACUGCAUCGAGAAGAUGGCGUAUUUAUUGAUUACUGUUUGAUUGAUUUAUUUCAAUACCAUACACUCAAUAACUGAGUGACAGUCUAGAGUUAUAAUAACUAAGUGACAGUCUAGAGUUAUAAUAACUGAGUGACAGUCUAGAGUUAUACUGUAGUUGGUUUAAUAAUUUUUUUACUGUCAGAUUUUAACCAAUUAUAUAAACUUAGAAUUUACUGAUUUUAAUUGACUAAUUAAUGGAAACAACUGGGAGAUACUGCUUUAGGUUUUCCAGAUGUACAUCAUGUGGUUCACACUUUCCUCGCAGUCCCAUUGGCUCAACAGUCUGUCGAUCAGUCAAGUUAUUUAUUUGUAUACAUAUUCUCCAGCUCAGUGUGAAAAGUUAGAAGGGAGGAAGUAGGCCUCCUCUUGCUGGUAGAUGAUGUGUGUUGUUGUACUUAAACAUUCAGAUGAGUUUAACCAAGUUCUUUGGUCUUGUGCAUUUUAAGAUUGAGAGAUGAGAGAUGAGACAGGAUGAAUUAAGUUUUUGGAUCAGAAAGAAAAAUUUCUCCACUUACACUUCUUCUAUUGAUGUUGGUGAUCUGCAGAUUUACACUUCUACUAUGUGCAAAUACCUAGCCUGCAAAAUGGACAACUACGUUAGACCUUGUCUCCUGCAGCGCCAUGCAUUUAAGUCGCAUAAUAAAAUGUCUUUUACUAAAUUUUUCAAAUCCGUACUGCAUUAAUGUAUACAGGGAAACUUACAGAUGAGCAAGUCUUCUUGAUAUUCACACUUUUCCACAUCAAGUCCCAUCUCAUUUAUUUUGGCUCGUCUUGCUCUCGGUUGCAAUACAACUUUUUCCUUUAAAUUCAGAACAUCAUUUAUCAUUUUGAAAACUUGCUUCAGUUCAUUAUUUCCGCUGCCAAAAACAAGUCCAAAACCCUGCAACCCUGUGCAUCUAAUUUUCCUCAAACCCCAAGCAUUGCUUAGGUAUUUGUUAGUAGGUUUAGUCUAGACAACCUUUAGACCAAGUUCAUCUUCAUCAAGAGUGGGAGACAGAAGAAGCUGAAAAGUCACUGUUGGUUCAGAGGAUGUUUGACAUUGUGUUUGUGUGGAUAAAACAUGUCUUGCUAUAUGAAUGGUAAUCAGAUUUAUUUAGAUUAGUCAAGAUGUAUGUACAUUUUACCUUGUAUUUAUGGAUUAAUUGAAUAAAACAGAUUUUGAAUUUUGAA
Messenger RNA from Siniperca chuatsi (mandarin fish), 3303 nucleotides. Its product is annotated as ankyrin repeat domain-containing protein 1-like. Gene Ontology annotation, biological process: regulation of transcription by RNA polymerase II. The transcript has 9 exons. Gene Ontology annotation, cellular component: nucleus. The record is from RefSeq and is a predicted model, not a curated record. Bases 178 to 1113 code for a protein of 311 amino acids. NCBI's taxonomy places the organism in Eukaryota, Metazoa, Chordata, Actinopteri, Centrarchiformes, Sinipercidae. Gene Ontology annotation, molecular function: RNA polymerase II-specific DNA-binding transcription factor binding.